Messenger RNA from Guillardia theta CCMP2712, 2385 nucleotides. RefSeq lists its product as hypothetical. The transcript has 3 exons. Bases 1 to 2385 code for a protein of 794 amino acids. Gene Ontology annotation, biological process: DNA recombination; DNA integration. The record is from RefSeq and is a predicted model, not a curated record. Gene Ontology annotation, molecular function: DNA binding. Lineage: Eukaryota; Cryptophyceae; Pyrenomonadales; Geminigeraceae.
AUGCAGGAUGAUGUGAGGGGACAAGAUUCGAGCAUGGCUGAUGCGCAGGGCACCAUGAAGGGGCACCGGACGGCAGAAAGCACGCAGAAAGUCUAUCGCUACAAAGUGCUGAGGCUGGUCAACAUGAUGAAGCGGAAGGCGAAGGAAGGGAAGAAGGAGGCUUACCGGGACCUCCUGGAUGAGGGAGGGAACGUGAGGCUUCCUCUUACUUGGACUUGUGUGAAGGAAACUUUUGAGCAUCUCAUGACGAGCAAGAGCAUGUCGAGAGGAAGGAAGCGGAAGAGGAAGGCUGGGGAGGAGGAGGGGAACAGCAGCGAGUCAAGCGAUUCAGCGGCAGGAGGAGCAGGUCAGGCUCAAGCAGGAGGGGAUGCGCCUGCUGCCAACCAGAAACUUCUGUCCAUAGGAUCAGUGCAAGGGUACAAGAGCGCGCUGAAGCACUACUACAUGGAGCGCAACGUCAGUUUCACGGCCGUCGGUGUCGAGGAGACCGGGAAGACGCUGGAUCAAAACUUGGACGACAUGAUACAGAAGCAUGCAGAGAGCAUCGGUGGGGCAAGAGCAGAGCAGGUGCGAGCACAGGAAGGCAACAGCGUCCUGCAAGUGAAAGGAUACGUCGCGAUCUGCAAAGAGAUGAUAGCAUGGAGGCCCAAGGAGAAGAAUCGAGAGCAUGGCGCCACUGGAUUGUUCGGUUACGCGGCGGCGACCUUCCUCUGGAACUGCUGCUGUCGAAGUGAGACCCUUGAUGAGCUUCACAUGGAACAUUUCGACUGGCGCAACGACAGUCUGGUGCUGACCAUCGUGAAGUCCAAGAACGAUGAUGCUGGCAACAGUGUAGAUAUGAUCUCUCAACAGGUCAGGCACGUUUUUGCCGCUCCUCACCAGCCUCACACCUGCCCCAUCUUGGCACUCGCGCUGUACACCAUCGCGCAACCCCGAGGAUACGGGAACAGCACAAAGUUCUUCCCAGGGAACGAUCAAAAGCAAAGAUUCAGCAAAGUGUUGCAGAGGGUUUUGUCGUGUAUGGAUGGCGGAGAUAGCAAGGAUUUCGGAGCUCAAAGCUUCAGAAAGGGCAGCGUAGCCCACCUUCUCUCGAUCCCCGGGGGCCCAUCGGAACCCUCCGUCCUCAUACGUGGAAGUUGGAAAGUUGGGAACUCGAGGGACGGGUAUAUCACCGAGGCAGGAAGCAACGAUCAGUAUUGCGGGAGGAUCCUGGCGGGCAACGACGUCAUGUCAGACUCGUUUGACAACCUGCCUCCUCAUUUCAGCGAGAAAGGACUGGAGAAGGUCAGGGGAGUCGGACUACACAAGUUUGUCCAUGGGUACGAGAGCUUCCCGGACAGCUUCAAGAGAUGCGUGCCUGUUUUCCUUGCCAACAUCGUGUAUCACAUCGAUACCUUGCAGGAAUGGUUUGGAACCGAUCACAUCCUGUGGGGUGCCCCGAUGUUCGGUCUGCAGGGGACAAGAACCAUGGAGUACCUCAGAUCUCUCAGGGCGGAAAUCGUGGCUGGCUCGAUGAGAUGCGAAGAUUGCGGCAUGAAAUCCACCGGGAUCCCUCCGUACUACCACGUCUUGGCGGAGAACAGAAGGUUCAGGAAGGAGAUCGUGGAGGUCCAGAACCAGCUGCACUAUGCACUGAACCAGCUACCCGACAAGAUCCUGGAUCAGGUGGCGGAGAAAAUCAAGGGAAGGGCCAACGAGCACCUGCCCCUGGACGAUCUUGAAUCGCUCAAGGCCGACGUGCGGGAGAGCAUCAAGAUCGCCAUGCGAGGGCACGACACUUGCGACAGCAACAGCAACAGGAGGGUUGAGGACAACAUUGCAUCGACCGUUGGUGAUCCCGGCGGGCAUGACUCCCAGUCGUCCAUGCAAGGGGACGUGUUCGUGUGGGAUGACGGGCAGGUACACAUGGUGCCGCAGGACUACAAGUUCGCGCAGAAGGUCGACUGUAAGAACGUGUGGCAGCGAUGGCACGUCGGGGAGCACUUGGUGGAGAACGGAGUGAGGAAAAGCAUCGGACCUCUCAAGCAGCUGAAGCCGUCGGACCUUGGCAACAGGAACAUGCGCAAGAACGUGAGCAAGGCCAGGAAAGUCAUGGAGAAGCUGGAGAAGAUGGCGAGGGAAGGAGGAGAGCUUGAGGAGGGGCAGGAGGUCACCAUCGACAACUACCAGAGCUGCUUCGAUGUCGCGUACAAGAAGAUCGUUGAGGACAUCUAUGGCCCUGACGCAUGGGAGGAGUCGAGAUGUAAGAAGAAGUAUCAAGACUUGUCCUACAUCACGGUGUACAAGUACAUCCGAAAGAUCUCCGGAGAAGCGGAGAGUGGGGAUGAGAGUGCUCAGGAAGACCCAGAGGAAGCGCACGAUCGGACGAGCGCUGGAGGAGAGUAG